Pomacea canaliculata is the source of this 1029-nucleotide messenger RNA. Its product is annotated as pancreatic lipase-related protein 2-like. Bases 133 to 969 code for a protein of 278 amino acids. Lineage: Eukaryota; Metazoa; Mollusca; Gastropoda; Architaenioglossa; Ampullariidae. The transcript is spliced from 6 exons. Gene Ontology annotation, biological process: lipid metabolic process. Gene Ontology annotation, molecular function: lipase activity. The record is from RefSeq and is a predicted model, not a curated record.
CGUGAUUUGAGAGAGAAGGCGUUUUCCCACAUUUCUCUCCUCCUGAUCCUCAUCUGGUGUACAGGUAUAUUGAGUAACAUCGAUUAACACACAGGAUGCUGUGGAUCUGUUCUCAACGUCACAUACCCGGAAAUGUUGCCCCAGUUUCAGUACUAUGAUGUCGGGUGGCCUUUUAUUAACAGCUUCUCAUAUCUUCCACAAUCACCGUCACAGCAAAGAAUCCGUUUUCUGUUGUACACACCGGAGAAUCCGACCUCACCGCAGCUGCUGGACCCUAUGAAUGUUACCUCCGUAAAUAACUCCAACUUCAACGCCCAACGACCCACGAAAUUCAUUGUACACGGAUACUGUGGUUCUGCCACUAAAAAGUGGGUUCAGAACAUGGUGAAAGAGAUGCUGACCCAGAAUGUCAACAGCAUCGCCGUAGAAUGGAGAAAGGGCGCCCAGGGACCUUACUACUACCAGGCCACGGCCAACACUCGGGUUGUCGGCAACUACAUCGCGACUCUCAUCUUGUUGCUUGAGAAGCUGGGUGUCCCCAUGUCCUCCGUCCACGUGAUUGGUCACUCGCUGGGCGCGCAGACAGCGGGCUACGCUGGCCAGGGCUUGGACGGGAGGCUGGGAAGGAUUACAGGUCUGGACCCUGCUGGCCCCAAUUUCGAAAUGUACGACAGGCUUGUGAAACUGGACAGGGACGACGCGCAGUUUGUUGACGUCAUCCACACCAACGCCAAAUCUCUCGUGCUGGGGGGUCUCGGAACUACGGAAAUGUGCGGUGACGCCGAUUUCUUCCCCAAUGGAGGCGUUGACAUGCCCGGAUGUACGAAUGGCGUAUCCCUUCUGCGAACAGCACUCAGUAGUCUGCUUUAUGGACAAGUACAAGGUAUGACUGUGCUGCCACAGCUUGUGAUGUCCAUGACAUAUGAUCCUUAUACAGGCUCUAUAAAACCCAUGAACAUUGUUUUGUGAAAUUACGCCGUGAUUUGAGAGAGAGAAGAUGCUUUCCCACAUAUCUCUCCUCCUGAUCUU